Messenger RNA from Branchiostoma belcheri (Belcher's lancelet), 850 nucleotides. Its product is annotated as red fluorescent protein drFP583-like. NCBI's taxonomy places the organism in Eukaryota, Metazoa, Chordata, Leptocardii, Amphioxiformes, Branchiostomatidae. The transcript is spliced from 7 exons. The coding region runs from base 49 to 699 and encodes 216 amino acids. Gene Ontology annotation, biological process: bioluminescence. The record is from RefSeq and is a predicted model, not a curated record.
CAGACGUUUCCUUCAUCGGUGGUUUUCUGAGACGACAUCGAUACAAUCAUGUCCCACGAGCUUCACAUUUUUGGCUCCAUCAAUGGCGUUGAGUUUGACAUGGUGGGCCGUGGCACCGGCAACCCCAAAGAUGGGUCCCAGGAGCUACAAGUGAAGUCCACCAAGGGUCCCCUCCCCUUCUCUCCCUACGUCCUCGCCCCUCACUUCGGCUAUGGCUACGACCAGUACCUGCCUUUUCCCGACCAAGGGGUGUCGCCUUUCCAGGCCACCAUGCAAGGCAGCUCGGGGUACCAAGUUAUCCGCACGGUGCAUUUUGAAGACGGUGCCAUCCUGAGUGCUCACUUCCGCUACACCUACGAGGGAAGCCACAUCAAAGGGGAGUUUCAGGUGAUCGGGGGCGGUUUCCCUGCUGAUGGCCCGGUGAUGACCAAAUCACUGACGGCUAUGGACUGGAGCGUGGCCAAACUGGUGUCCCCUAACGACAACACCGUCCAGAGCACCAUUGACAUGGCAUACACCACUACCAGCGGUAAGCGCUACCAGAGCACUGUGCGCAACAUCCACACCUUCGCCAAGCCGAUGACCGCCAGCAUCCUGCAGCAGAAGCCGGUGUUCGUGUUCCGUAAGACGGACCUCAAGGCCAACAAGACCGAGGUCACCUUCAAGGAGUGGCAGAAGGCAUUCACCGACGUGAUGUGAGCGUCCAGUGUAUAACAUUUGCUUGAAAACACCCAAAAAAACUUCAUACUGAUUUUCUAGCGAUACUCAAAACUGUACAUGUAGAAUGAAGACGAAAAUAGCUUUGUCAUCAGGACAAUUUGAACGAUGUCCUUGCCUCCCUAUAUCAUUU